GUGAUGGACAGCUCCAUGCCGCUGAUUGGAGAGCAUGUGGAGGAGGAUCGACUGCUCAUAGCAGACCUGGUUAUAACUAAAAUGACUCAGCUUGUCACAGGCACCCACUCGCCUCAGCCACCUCUUGCAUCUUCACAGCCCCAGCAGAUUCAGCCCCAGCCAAUGAAGGCCCAAACCCAGCCUCAGCCUGGUCCUGGAGCCCAGCCCAAGCCAGCUUCUCAAGGUGGCCCUUGUCCAGCGACGGGGCCCCAGGGGUCUCAGCUCCAGAACCCCCAGCAGCAGAGUGCCUCCCAACCACAGAAAUCACCGGGACCCCCCCAGCAAGCCAGGUCUGCCAGCACCUCCCCCAACCAGGCCUUCAAGCCGGGCACUUUCCCACCGCAGCAGCCCAGGAAUGCUACACAGGGGCAGCCAGGACCCAGCACAGCUCAGAGACAAACCCCACAGUUAAAUAAGUCUCAGUCUCUGACGAAUUCCUUCAGUGUCUCCGAAACGCCCCAGCGUGGGAAUGGGAUCGAGGAUGAGGCCAAGGCAGAGACCAUCCGCAGCCUGAGGCAGUCCUUCGCCAGCCUCUUCUCCGAUUAACUCACCCCCUCCCCGAGGAACCCUUGAGAGAGCCGCAGAGCUGGGAACCUCCCGACACCCAACAGGAGGCAGCGAUUCACUGCGUCCCUCGAUUUGAAGCUGCUUCUCAACGCAAACUGGGGUCCACACUCAGCAGAGUCUUGUGGGGCACUGGAAGGGAUCUGAAUUCACUAAAGCAUUUGCUCUUAGGGAAACUUUUCUCUACCCGUUUGUUAAUAAAGAACUUGAUAAUGUUACAAAACUGAUAGAUAUAUACUUGAAUUACAGGAGAUAUAACCCUUUAAGGUACACAAGGAAUUGAACGGUUGCUCAAACGGUUUCUUCUUAAAUACAUUUGAGAGCGACUCAAGUAUCACGAUGAGGAAGUUGACAAUUUGGACAGAUCGAACCAGGCAGUACAUUUUUAACCCUGUUUCGUGCACCUCAUUGCAAAAAUAAUAAAGUUAGCAUCAUUUUAUUUGUGGGACACAUGCACUAUGUCCCUUGUACCUUCAAGGGCUAACCCUGCUACAACCCCUUCAGUCCCUGUGUCUAUAAUUGCACCAUGCUGACUUUCCUAUCUGUGCUAAACUUUAUAAUGCAUACUGUACAUGUUGGCAAGGCAAUUUAUUAUCGUUCUAGAAAUUCAAUAACAAAAUUGUGUCGGAAGGGGAAAUAAUAAUAAUAAUAAAAAUACAGUCCAGGUUUACAAGUUUUUGGGUGGCAGUGUUAAGAUUUGCCGCUGUUUGAGAUCAUUAAAAUAGACCCCUGCCUGUUAAUUUAACCUAAUACGUUGUUUUGUAACAUUAGCAGGUUUUUGUUCUUUCUGUUUUUUAUGAAACGCUGGUGGAUUUCACUCCUGGUCCCUGCUUUUAACAUUCACUUCUUUCAUGAAGGAGUUGUUUUAUUUCUAUGUAUUUUUUUGUUCACUGUGCACUUUGCUAAACUAUUUGAAUGUUACACUAAUUAUUUCUUUAUGAAACUCUUGCUAGGCGUCUUUAACAAUAGUCUAGAAUUUUUUUUUAAUCCACCACCAAAA
Molecule: messenger RNA, 1603 nt
Organism: Acipenser ruthenus (sterlet)
Lineage: Eukaryota; Metazoa; Chordata; Actinopteri; Acipenseriformes; Acipenseridae
Product: synapsin-3-like
Biological process (GO): neurotransmitter secretion
Cellular component (GO): synaptic vesicle; synaptic vesicle membrane
Molecular function (GO): ATP binding
Source: RefSeq, a predicted model, not a curated record